Portunus trituberculatus (swimming crab) is the source of this 651-nucleotide messenger RNA. RefSeq names its product pulmonary surfactant-associated protein D-like. NCBI's taxonomy places the organism in Eukaryota, Metazoa, Arthropoda, Malacostraca, Decapoda, Portunidae. Bases 25 to 621 code for a protein of 198 amino acids. The transcript has 4 exons. The record is from RefSeq and is a predicted model, not a curated record.
CCAGUCUAGUUUCUGAACCACGAGAUGUUCCACCCGCGAGCUCCCCAAGCCCUCGCUCUCGUCCCAGUGGUGGUGACUCUGCUGGUGGCCGAGACCCACAGCCACCCUACACAACAUGUAGCUCAGCAAAUCAUCAAAAACGAUUUCGGAGCGGCGCAAUUAGGUUUAUCUAUAGUUAUAAACCAAAUGGCUUUGCUGAGAAUACUCAACGAGUCUUCUAUUCUCAGUACAACACCCACAAGCCGCAAGACCUACAGGGUGUACGAACACUUAGCUACGCAAUCACAGGCCGUUCAGGCUUGCCAACAGCUGGGUGGUCGCCUUGCUCUUCCCACGAAUGAAGCAGAAGAGAAGGAAGUGACUAAGCUCAUCGGUAUCACCUUUGACACGACCAUAUUUAGUGUGUACUGGAUCAGUGUAUCAGAUGAGCAAGCGGAAGGAAACAUGAUUGAUAUUGUGACGGGUCAACAUUUGAGCUACACCAACUUUGAACCUGGUCAGCCCGAUGAUGCUGGUGGUGGAGAAGACUGCGUGCACAAAUCUGCUAACUUUCGUGGGUGGAAUGACCACCAAUGCACACACAAGGGAGAUGGUUACGUGUGUGAGUUUAUGGACGUGUAAGAUCAACAAAAUAAAGUUAAUUUGAAUGUC